AUGAAGAAAGAAAGACAUGAACUUGAUCUGUUGAAAGAGAAGGAGAGAGUUCAAUUCGUACUUGAACUUAUCCGAAAGCAAGCUCCUUUGUCUCUAAAACAGGAGAAAUUCUGUAAUAACGCAUGCGUGGAGAGGUUUCUGAAAUCUAAAGGAGAUAAUAUCAAGAAAGCUGCAAAACAACUUAGGGCUUGUCUCUCUUGGAGAGAGACUAUUGGUAUUGAUAAUUUGAUGGCGGAUGAGUUCGCCGCCGAGCUAGCAGAAGGGGUUGCAUACGUGGCUGGUCACGACGAGGAAUCCAGACCCGUUCUUAUUUUUCGAGUAAAGCAAGACUACCCGAAAUUUCAUUCACAGAAAAUGUUUAUUCGCUUGUUGGUGUUUACAUUGGAGGUGGCCAUCCAAACGAUGCCCAGAAAUGUUUCUGAAUUUGUUCUGCUCUUCGAUGCAAGCUUUUAUCGCUCGGGUUCAGCUUUCAUGAACGUGUUGUUGGCGAUGCUUAAGCUCGUAGCUGAGUAUUAUCCCGGGAGACUCCAUAAGACAUUCGUCAUCGAUCCACCCGCGUUAUUUUCUUAUCUUUGGAAGGGAGUGCGUCCGUUUGUAGAGUUGGCACAUGCGACCUCGUUGGUGUCGUCACUCGAUUACGAAGAGCCGUUGGAUUCGAACAACUUCACUGCCUGUCCACGAGCCUCAUCCCUCCGAUUCGAAUCCUCGUCCUCAUCCUCCGGCCUUAAAUCAACGGCCAAGAUUGGAUCUUGUUCAUCAUCCCGUUUCACUUUCACAGUCUCCCAUAACUUGGAUUCCCUCAAGCCGUGGCAUCUAUCCUUUGCUGACUCAUCAGCCUCUAAGGUGGGCCCCGCCAUGAUCUCGCCACUCAAUGCCAGGUCACUCUCCUUCGCGUCCCCGCUGGCAAGGUCGACGGCGCCACGUGGCAACCUCAACUCUAUCCGUAAGCCGUCCACGCCGUUGCCACAGAGGUCCAGAAGGAUGGACGUGGACGUGACGUCAUCCGCCGCCGUGAAUAGCCACCCUAGGACUCCGAUCCCGAAGCCGUCUUCCACGUCAUUCUUCCAAUCUCCGGCGGUGUUCUUCAGAAGGGAGAGCCACGUCAGCAAGAAGGCGGAGAAGACUCGGGAAUCGUUUGGGCCGUUGAUGAGGUUUUACUGUCGACCGUACGAUGAGAUGAUUUAUAGGUCAAAGAUGAGGCCGCCGCUCGGUGGACUCAUCUCGAUCGUUCCAUCGCAACUCAAACGCCGCCACAUGUCGUUAUCUCAACGGUUCUGAUCAUCUGAGUAAAACUAUUACUAUUAAUAUCAUUACAUAUGUUAUUUAAUUUCUUUUCACAGCAAAUUGAGAUUUGACUGACGAAAUAGGGCAGUACUAAUAAUAAACUUCAUCUAUAAAUAUUUAUGUUUUUUUUUUUUUAAUUUA
This is a messenger RNA of Impatiens glandulifera, 1425 nucleotides long. RefSeq lists its product as uncharacterized. Bases 1 to 1278 code for a protein of 425 amino acids. The transcript is spliced from 7 exons. NCBI's taxonomy places the organism in Eukaryota, Viridiplantae, Streptophyta, Magnoliopsida, Ericales, Balsaminaceae. The record is from RefSeq and is a predicted model, not a curated record.